AUGUUCCCACGAAACAACUCUCUUACAUUUUGGCCAGCUCUUCGAGGUCUAGAAGCACCGUGCGCCACCGCCGCCGCGUCGGUAUUUAUAAUGCAACAAGUGGGACGGCUUGAGGGCGCGGCUGGAGAGAUGCACCUUCCGGAAGGCGGUCGCGGCGCCGCGCUCUCCAGUGCUCGCCCGCGCACGCCCGCGCACGCCCGAGCACGUCGGGACACGUCUAGACACGUUCGCGCACGCGGCGUCGCGUGCGCGCUGUACCACGAAUGUGCCAGCGCUCCGGGGAUGCUGCUCAGCGAGCUGGAGAUGCGACGCGUGAGCUGCCGAGAGCUUGGAUUGGAGAUCCCUAAAAGGCAACUAUGGCCUCCAAACAAUGGAGACACUCUCCUGCAAUGCCUCGCGGAAGUCAACAGUGGGAAAGCUAGUGAGCGCUGCGACUGCAGGAGCACCAACGACCAGAGAUGA
This is a messenger RNA of Gryllus bimaculatus (two-spotted cricket), 462 nucleotides long. The record is from the annotation of a GenBank genome assembly. Lineage: Eukaryota; Metazoa; Arthropoda; Insecta; Orthoptera; Gryllidae.